AUGCUCGAUUUGAGAAAGAACUCGAUUUCUUAAAAGUAAAUAUCAGAUGAGUAAAUUAACUACAAAACAUUUUAAGAUAAUAGGCCGAAGCAUAAAUAUAUGAUAGAUUUAAAGGCAAUCGAAAAUAGAGAUGUCAAAGGCAGAAAAAUUCCGCUUAAAACUGAUAAAAGUUAUUAAGAUGAUCAAUAGGAAUAAAUAGAACUAAAGAAGAAGGUUAUCCUUACAUAAAUCUAUAAAGAAAAUGCCUUAAAUUAUACAAGAUCAAUUCAAGAAACUUAAAAGCAAACAGAAUAGCAGACAUAGUAAGUUUCACCAAUGAAAAAUAGAUAAUAUAAGAAUAACACAGAUUAAGAUAGAUCACGUAAUAUCCAAAGCUAAAAUUAUUCAUUUACUAAAAUUGAUGGUGAUUAUCUCAAUAAUAAUUUGCUUAACAAUAAGGCUUCUCGUUAAAAUAAUACAAACUUUGUUAAAAAGUUAGGAGUGAAAUAGAUAGCCAUGAAAUUUGAAUAAGUUCAAGAUUAAAAAGAUUAUUUCAACACGAAUUAAUCAGGAUUUAGUAAGAACAAAGCGAAAAUUAAUUAUGUUAAUAGUUUAAAGAGAAAAAGAGAGCUUUUGAAUAAAGAAAAAGAAAAGUAAAAUUGGCCUGAUUUUUAUUCUAUUAUCAAUCAACCAUGA
This is a messenger RNA of Stylonychia lemnae, 675 nucleotides long. Lineage: Eukaryota; Ciliophora; Spirotrichea; Sporadotrichida; Oxytrichidae. The record is from the annotation of a GenBank genome assembly.